UUUUGAUUUUAAGAUGAUAUAUUAUGAUGCCGAAUAAAUAUUAAUUUACCUAUUCAACUGUUUGAUGCAAUGCAGUCAGGUCUUAGCAAAAUGGUAAACCAAUAUUUACUUACUCCAACGAUGUACAAUACUCAAUAUUCUGAGCACUUGCGAAGUCUGAACAUUCUGUGCGUGAAAAAUCAGAGAAAAUUUUGAAUUUUCUAUCUUCAAAAAGGCAAAUAAAGAUAUGGAAAACUUUUUUCGUAAGAAGUAAGGAAUUACUUUAAGAAGCGCUUUAUUUAAUAAGAACAGUAUUCAUACCAAAAAAUUGAGAAGAAUUUAAUGUCCUAAAUAGAAAAUAAAGCACACAAGCAUCACCCAAACUCUGGUGUAAUAAUUUACAUAAAGUAGGGCUGUGAAAUUCUAGCGACAAAUCCAAACACCUUGCAGGAGAGUUUCAAUGAAAAACCUUUUAGCAUUCCAACGUAUCGCAGCGCUUGUUUAGGUAACAUGCUAAUUUUCUGCCAUAAUCUGAGUGCUAAAUCCUGUACGUACGUGGCACAGGCGGAGAUAGUAGCCGUUAGGGAUGGCCCGUCGCAUAAAAGAUACCUAUUACAUGUCGAUGUUUUGAUAAGCGUGCUAAAUCAACAAUUAAAUUACCCAUUUAGAUUAAUCGUAAUGCCUAAAUUUUUUACAGAGAGAAAAAAAAAUUUGACAUAAUAAAAUUAAAUAUUAUUAUUAUGUCAAAUCUUUUUUUUCUCUGUAAAAAAUAUUUGGCUAGUGCGCAGACUAGUGGUGAAUUGUAUAAUGACAAAAUCCAGUUUUAAUAAGUGGUCUCCAUUCAAUCUAUUUGUUAUUGCAAGAUCGUACAUAAUAAGUACUACCUACUACAUAAAGCUGCAGUAUUUAGAUUGACGUGCCGUUAUCCGUUUAUCAGUGGUAAAGUCUGCAAAAAGCAAACUAGAACGUUAUCUAAACCACCCAAUCUAAGUCUUUUUAAUUAUGUUAGCUCGGAAAAUAUUUCAAUCUAUCCCGUCUUAAUAGGGUUACGUGUCUAUCUCCGAAUAUCCCGAUUUUUCCGCCCCAAAAACCGAUUUCUUUCGCUUCACUAGUUUCCCACGUAUCUGCAAUGCAAAUAUACUGCAUCAACUCCCAACAUUCGUGGCUUCGCGACAGAUGGACCUUUGUCCAAAAAUGGUACAUACCCGCUGUUCAGUUCAGACAUGUUUAGUCAACCGCAAUGGGAAGAAUUUGAAUUCUACUUUCCAUUGAAAUAUAAUUUUCCUACGCUGAUGAGAAAAAAAUGCUAACUUACUUUUCUAAUAAUAAUAAUAUUAUGUAAAAGUUUGAGAGAGAAAGUAGCUUUUUUACAUGCUUGAGUGAAAGUUGAGUGAUUUCAUAUUUACCUGAAAUACAUACUUAAUUUAAUUUCGGAAUAUUAUUGCCAGUUUUUUCAGCAAACUGCACGAACGUAACAGCAUUCUCUCUCUUUGCAUACGUACGUACCUAACAUAAAAUUACUUUGAAAAACUUUACAAAAAAAAAUAUUUGAUGAUUUUUUAGACGCCCAAAGCAAUAAACAAAGCGUUGUUUAAUUUAAAACCGCUCACGCUUUUAAUAGACUUCACUUUAUGAGCUCGCGGCAUAAUACAAUAAGGUAGAAAUACAUUUAUUACAAUACAGACAGGCUCAGUAGCUUCUGAAAAUAUGUUGGUAAUGUGCUAUAAUUUAAUUUUCAGGAUAAAACUCCCUGGUAUUUCCUAAGAGGCUCGAAAAGGUCUAUAAGUUUCAGCCUAAGCCUAAUGUUAUCUGGAAGGGAUGGUAGAGCAAGCGUUACCUACCUAUUGAAAUGGUCCUGAAAAGGGUCUACAAAAAUAAUUUCAAUCUGAACUAUUUAGCUCUUCAGAGGCUGUAUUCUUGCUAAUUGCAAACCUAACAUAAAAAUCUGAAGAAAACUACGCCAUGUCAGACUGUUAAGAUAAAAUUUUGAAGAGAAGAUUGUUUAGUUGAAUCUGCAGUCUUUCUGUGCAUUCUUCUUCCACUGGAACCACCCAAACAAGGGGAAAGAUUUAUCAGGCGAGAAGCAAAUUGUAUUUUUUCAUUCAAAUUACUUAAACAACAAAGUCUUACGCUAUUUCCAGAUCUGUUUCACCCAACUUUUAUGUAAUUAAUGCUGGGAUUUUCGAACUCCACACCGUAGACGCGAUUAAUUCAUAAGAAGGUUAAUUAAAUUCGUACCCCGCUGCGGAACCGCGUUAUAAAAUCGAAUUACUGUCAUUAAUCUAUUCGGCCACACAUUGGCGUAUAUUACCGGUAACUUACUGAAGUAUUUUCAUUAAGCUGCUUUUAUGUAGAAGUACCUAUUCAUCUAGAAUAUUUACGUGUAUUUUAAGCAGUAAGUACUACAGCUGAAAUUUUAAUCAGAUUUUUAUUAAUAUUUGUUGUUUUCUGUUGCUUUUUUUUGAGUAACAGUUUUGCAUAACAUUUAAUUACGAAAAUCGCAUUCUAGUUUUCUUUAAUUUACAAACUAAUUCGUACGUUCGUUUCAGCCAAAUGACGUUCACUGCUGGACAAAGGCCUCCCCCAAGGACCAGUCCUGCGUUGCCCGCAUCCAGGUUCUUCGGUCGGUCUACCAAGUGGGGGGCUGCCCACAUUAUGUCUUCCGGGCCGUGGUCGCCAUUCGACUUUUCUGCCCUAACGCAUUGGGUAACAUCAAAUUUAGGAACGAUUCUGUUCAAAAACCAGCCUAUAAAGUAUAAACCACAGAACAGAACAUUCACUGUGUUGGUUUAUAAACACUGGCAUUGGUUCAAACACAGACACAUGACAAAAAAAUCCUUUGCUACGUGCAGUGUAAACAAUUGCAAAUUCAUCGGUGAAGACAAGCUCAUAAACUCAGUGGAUGCAGUGGUAGUCCAUAUGCAGCAGAAAAAGUUCCCUUGGGUGGAUAAAAGGAACACAACUCAAAGAUGGGUCUUUUUGACGGAGGAGUCCCCGAUUCACACUUUCAUUCACCCUGAUCCAAAUAUAUCUGAUAUUUCUAACACUUACAACUGGUCUAUGACAUACAGAAGUGAUUCAGAUGUACCUAUACCAUAUGGCCGCGUUGUGCCUAUACCCGAGGAGUUGAUGCAUGAGAUGGCCUACGACCCCAUCACCAAGCACAUCCCAUACUGGGAGCAGAAGCAAAGAAAGGUGUUGGUGGCCGCUUUGAUAUCCCACUGCAACGUACCACACCGUAUGAACUAUAUCCGCGAACUGGAGAAGUAUAUAAAAGUGGACAUUUAUGGAGGAUGUGCAAGCAAUUUGAAAAUGAAAAACAGUUGCCCUGGUCACACAGCAGCGGACUGCCCGAAGUUGAACAAGUAUCUCUUUUAUUUAGCGUUUGAAAAUUCAAAAUGUCGUCAAUACCUUACCGAGAAAGUGUAUCACAAUGCAUACGACAAAGGCGCCAUACCAAUAGUGAUGGGACCUCCCGUAGCGGACUGCGUGAAAUUAUUGCCUCCCAAUUCAUUUUUGCACGUUAGCGCGUACGAUUCCCCGCGAGAGCUCGCAAUGGAAAUAUUAUACCUCAGUAUAAAUGACGAAUAUUUCGAAUUGUUCCACAAAUGGAGGUUUUACUUUAGCGUUAUUAAUGAACAUGGCUUCCUUGGGACGACGUCUCUGCAACUCUGCAGGGUUUGCGAAGCUUUGAACUAUAAUGAUAACGGGACUAAAGUAUACGAUGAAGAAUCGAUGAAGAUUUAUGUGGAUCGUAACAUAUUGUGCAAAAUAGGACAACCUUAUACUUGCCACUAAAAAACGUGUGUCAAAAACUCUUGAAUGUUGAUGCAUCAUUCAAGAGUUUUAUAAUAUAGGUACCCAAUACAACAGAAUGGGUUAAAAAAUAUAAUUUUAAAUAGAUUUCCCUCGAAUUCCUGAGUUAUUUUUUUAACUGGAAGAUUAAGGUAGAAUAUAGGUAAUAAAGAUAUUGAAAGCACUUUUGUUUUAAACUAACUGCGGUAGAAUCUAAUUAGCUACAUGGAUUUUUUUAUUUAAUGUCUGUUUUUAAAGGACAGGUGUGUGUCAUGUGUUCUACAUUGUUAAUGAAUUUCAUAAAUAAAAUCUGCGU
Ostrinia nubilalis (European corn borer) is the source of this 4090-nucleotide messenger RNA. Its product is annotated as glycoprotein 3-alpha-L-fucosyltransferase A-like. Gene Ontology annotation, molecular function: alpha-(1->3)-fucosyltransferase activity. Bases 2533 to 3777 code for a protein of 414 amino acids. Lineage: Eukaryota; Metazoa; Arthropoda; Insecta; Lepidoptera; Crambidae. Gene Ontology annotation, cellular component: membrane. The record is from RefSeq and is a predicted model, not a curated record. The transcript has 5 exons.